GAAAUGGCCCAAGUGGCGGGGCCUGGGCAACGAAUGCGGCCCAAAUACUCGGACACCCAAGAACGACAACAAAGCAAACGAGCCGCUACCUUAUUUCGGACCUGAUCUUCUCCUUGCUCAGCUGUACAUGUAUUUUGUUGCUGUAUCUGGGACCGAUUCCUUUUCUUUUCUUCUCAACACCUAAGUCCUUCUGCAUUUGUCAGCCCCUCAUCGGAUCGACUUGUUUGACCCCUCCAUCCAUUUAUUUUGGCAACUCAAAUCCCCUUCUCCCCUACCGGCAACACACACCGUGCUCUUCCUGCAGCGACCAUGUCUUUUCUGGGGGGUGCUGAGUGCUCGACAGCGGGAAACCCGCUUAGCCAGUUCACAAAACACGUCCAAGACGACAAGAGCUUGCAGCAUGACCGCCUUGUCGGAAGGGGACCGAAUGCGGCCGCCGGCGGCUUCAGGACUGCGACGCACAAUGCGCCCCAGGACGAGGUACGUCGUUGUCGGGAUGGAAAGUGGGAGGGGUGACCCCAAGAGGCGUACGUGCGAAAUCGGGCUGACGAUUGCUUGCUCCAGAUGAUGAACGGAUUCCUCCGCCAGUCUCCCGGCCUCCCCGAGAUGGCCCUCGAGCAACCGGGUCCCAUGGGCCAAGUACUCAUCGACCAAAACCACGGCGUCCAUCUCCGCGCCCGAACGGGCUCGCCAAUGUCCCCCGGCUGGGCUCCGCCCGAUACCCAAGCCGCUAUGGAAGCGGCCUUCAACGCGCCCCCCGGAACCCAGUUUAGUCCCGAAGAGUUUGCCAAGUUCCAGCAGAUGAAUGGCACGUCGUCCGCACACGCCACCUCCAUGCCACGGAGCAGCAGCAACAUCAUGACCCAGCCCCAGCGACCUAUGAUGAUGGGCGGCAUGGGCAGUUACGGCAUGAUGUCGCGCCCCAUGUUCCAGCCAAUGUACAACCCCCAGAUGCAGAUGGCACACCAGCAACCACAACAACAGGAAGCCGAGGGCAAGGGCAAGGGCAAGGUGGUGGAGCUGGACGAGAACCAGUGGGAGGAGCAGUUCAAGCGGAUGGAGCUGCAAGACAAGGAGCUCCAAGAGGAAAAAGACGAGGCAAAGGCCAUGGAGCCCGAGCUGGACCAGAUGGACGAGAAGCUGCUGCACUCGGAGACGGGCUACGGCGACCUCGAGUCGAUAUGGCGCGGCAUCCAGGCGGAACAGGAGGCCAUGAAGGAGCUCGACGAUAUCGAGGACAACUUUGCCAAGUUUGACAGCUCCUACUUUGGCGGCGACAACCUCAACGACUGGGGCCUCAGUAACCGCUUCGGCGCCGAUCCCGUCGUGCAGGACUACCUCUUCGAGGAGGAAAACCUCUUCAAGGACCAGCCCAAUCCCUUUGAGGAGGGUGUCCGCAUCAUGAACGAGGGUGGAAACCUCUCCCUCGCCGCUCUGGCUUUCGAGGCGGCCGUGCAGAAGAACCCGGACCAUGUCGAGGCGUGGGUCUACCUCGGCAGCGCCCAAGCCCAGAACGAAAAGGAGGAAGCCGCCAUCCGCGCGCUCGAGCACGCCCUCAAGCUCGACCCCAACAACCUGGCCGCCCUCAUGGCCCUUGCCGUGUCGUACACCAACGAAGGCUACGACAGCACCGCGUACCGCACUCUCGAGCGCUGGCUCUCGGUCAAGUACCCGUCCAUCAUCGCGCCCACCGAGCUCUCCUCCGCCGCCGAGAUGGGCUUCACCGACCGCGCCCAGCUCCAUCAGCGCGUUACCCAGCUCUUCCUCGCCGCCGCGCGGCUCGCCCCGGACGGCGACCACAUGGACCCGGACGUGCAGGUCGGCCUGGGCGUGCUCUUUUACGGGGCCGAGGAGUACGACAAGGCGGUCGACUGCUUCCAGGCGGCACUGCACAGCUCGGAGCUGGGCACGUCGAACCAGCGCGAGCAGGUACACCUGCUCUGGAACCGUCUCGGCGCAACCCUCGCCAACUCGGGCCGCUCCGAGGAGGCCAUUGCUGCCUACGAGAAGGCGCUCUCCAUCCACCCCAACUUUGUCCGCGCCCGCUACAACCUCGGCGUGUCGUGCAUUAACAUCGGCUGCCACGCCGAGGCCGCCGGCCACCUGCUGGCCGCGCUCGACAUGCACAAGACUGUCGAGACCAGCGGGCGCCAGAAGGCCAGGGAGCUCCUCGGCGACGACGCUGCCGGCCCCGGCGCCGACGCGCGCAUCGAGGCCAUGACGACGCAGAACCGGAGUACCACGCUCUACGACACCCUCCGGCGCGUCUUCACCCAGAUGGGCAGGCGAGACCUGGCGGAGAAGGUAGUGGUCGGCGUCGACCCGGACGUGUUUAGGGGCGAGUUUGACUUUUGACGGGGUCGGUAACCCGGGAGCCGCCUCGCCACCGGGAGAAGAAGCGGGAAAGCGAGAGGAAGGAUGGGAAGGCGGCGGCUUCUGGUAUCUGAACGGGGACGACAAACUGUGGGAGCGAAGGGCGGUAUUUUGAUGAUAAAGCCUUGCCGUCGAUGGCCGGAGAGGCCGCAGCGGGUGACUCCGGUUAGGGGCUUCAGGACGGCUGAGAGCGUACAUACAACAAGAAAGCGAAAGUGAUGGGCGGUUUUCUGUGAUCUCAUGCUGCAGAUGACACUCAAAAGCGGGUAGGAUAUCAAGACUCAAGAGACGACCAUUCGGAGCGGGUUGUGUGUGACCGUGAAUGAUUUCUAGUUCUUCUUUGUACAUGUACACUAAUUACGAGAUGCUUCGGAUCGAGUAUACGAGAUGGUUGCGUGCGGUAUCGUUGGAGUAAGAUAGCUAUCCCAGAGGUGGGAAUCCUACUACUCCGCUCAAGGUGAUGAGCUCGCACAUCCUGUCGCUGUCGUUGAUCACAAAUCUCCUCUCCAAAAACAUUUCCGCUUUCAUCGGUUCGCGACUUGGGUAUCAAAACAUGCCAAGAUCAAGCCGAGACUGAGAGUCAUUCCUCUAAUGCUUCGACAUCACUUCAAAACGUCCCGUCAGUCCUGCUCCGGUCGCUUCGAGGCUCGGGGCAGCAAGCAUAAUACUGUGCUACCAUGAACCAUGACCUCUCUGAUCCCCAAGGCAAGACGCAGUGGGGCGACUGAUCCCUUUCUUUCUUUCUUUCUUUCUUUCUUUCUUUCUUUUUCUUUUUUUUUUUUUUUUU
This is a messenger RNA of Thermothelomyces thermophilus ATCC 42464, 3160 nucleotides long. RefSeq lists its product as uncharacterized. The record is from RefSeq and is a predicted model, not a curated record. The transcript has a single exon. The coding region runs from base 568 to 2355 and encodes 595 amino acids. Gene Ontology annotation, molecular function: protein binding. Gene Ontology annotation, biological process: protein import into peroxisome matrix, docking. Lineage: Eukaryota; Fungi; Ascomycota; Sordariomycetes; Sordariales; Chaetomiaceae. Gene Ontology annotation, cellular component: cytosol; peroxisomal membrane.